Amphibalanus amphitrite is the source of this 1709-nucleotide messenger RNA. It is a transcript of the gene Rpi, whose product is annotated as ribose-5-phosphate isomerase-like. Gene Ontology annotation, molecular function: ribose-5-phosphate isomerase activity. The record is from RefSeq and is a predicted model, not a curated record. Lineage: Eukaryota; Metazoa; Arthropoda; Thecostraca; Balanomorpha; Balanidae. The coding region runs from base 210 to 983 and encodes 257 amino acids. Gene Ontology annotation, biological process: pentose-phosphate shunt, non-oxidative branch; D-ribose metabolic process. Gene Ontology annotation, cellular component: intracellular membrane-bounded organelle. The transcript has 9 exons.
GGGCCUUGUUCGCCUUGUAAUCAAGCGCGGCGGUGCGCGGCGGUCUCUGCUGGUCAAAACACGGUCAUAAAUUAUUACGGUCGAAUCGUGACGAUUGAAGAUAAACACAUAAAUUGUUCUGCACCAGGUCAAGUACCAGCAAAGUACCAGGCUGUGCCCUGAAAUAUCAAAUCAAAAUAGGUGCCUAGCAGCAGUUAUCAUAAGGUACUAUGUUUUCACUGUGGUUUUGCACAAGGCUGUCAGUCAAACCUUAUUCCUUGAUAGUCAGACUCUCAAAUAUGAGUUCUGCUGUGGAAGAGGGAAAGAAGAAGGCAGCUUACAUUGCAGUUGACAAGUUUGUCCAGGAUAACCAAAAAAUUGGCAUUGGCAGUGGAUCUACUAUCGUGUAUGCAGUAGACAGACUUGCGGAGCGAGUGUCGGCCGAGGGCCUGCGCGUCCAGUGCGUGCCGACGUCGUUCCAGGCGCGCCAGCUAGUGACGGCGCGCGCGCUGCCGCUCACCGACCUGGAGCAGUGUCCGCGGCUCGACCUGGCCAUCGACGGCGCCGACGAGGUGGACAGGGACCGCGUCUGCAUCAAGGGCGGCGGCGGCUGCCUGGCCCAGGAGAAAAUCGUGGCCGCCGCCGCCCAGCGCUUCGUCGUCAUCGCCGACACCAGUAAGCGCUCGCAGCGUCUGGGCGACCACUGGAAGCGCGGCGUGCCGAUCGAGGUGCUGCCGAUGGCCUACCGGACAGUGCAGCUGGCCAUCGAGGGCCGGCACGGCGGCACGGCGCCGCUCCGACUGGCCAAGCAGAAGGCGGGCCCCGUGGUGACCGACAACGGUAACCUGCUACUCGACUGGCUGUUCCCCGACGGAGACCACGACUGGAAGACGCUCAGCGUCCAGCUCAAAAUGAUCCCCGGUGUGGUCGAGACGGGCCUGUUUGUCGACAUGGCUGAGUGUGUCAUCUUCGGCGGGCCGGACGGCACAGAGGAGCUGCACUGAGAGCGGACAGAGCUGCUGAGGAGCUGCACUGAGGCCGGACAGAGCUGAGGAGCUGCACUGAGGCCGGACAGAGCUGAGGAGCUCCACUGAGAGCGGACAGAGCUGCUGAGGAGCUGCACUGAGACCGGACAGAGCUGAGGAGCUGCACGGAGCAGCUGCUUGGGACCUUACCGAGCUGCACUGGGGACCUGCACAGGCCGGACCGAGCCGCUCAGAGGGCGGAUCAGCCCCUCAGCCGCAGUUUGGACUCUCUCCGCGCCGCAGCGGCCGCCGGCCUCUCCACACGGUGGUGGGUUCACACUGUCCGGCACACCCUGUAUAGGAACGGCGGGCGGCUCCGUGCGAGGCAGGAGUGUGACCGUGUCUGGCCGCUCCACACCGUCUCACCCGGGCCAGCUGCCUCCCUCCGGUCCCCGCCAGAGCCGCACUCCUGACAUGCUAUCGCUUACCAAUCAUGUUACACUGUAGCGCGAUUAUGAAAUACUCAGCCUCAAAGGCUCUGCCAGCCAGCCAUUCGGUGGCACUGACGGCACCCGCUUUUUGAAGUAUUGUCUUCCAUGUCAGAUUUAUAUCUAAGUGUAAAGAAGUGUUAGCAGAUCGUUUAUGUGGCUGUGGUGGUAUUUUUCUCUAGUCACCGCACGCUUUUACUAUGAAUUUGUAUACCUACGCAUGUACAUUCCAAAGUGGCAUCGCAUGUUAGCUGAAUACACUAUACCGUCGAACCAG